ACACAGUUAUUUGAAGAUGACAGACCGUUACAACAUCCACAGUCAGCUGGAGCAUCUGCAGUCGAAGUACAUCGGCACAGGACACGCAGACACCAGCAAGUGGGAAUGGCUGGUUAACCAGCACAGAGACUCCUACUGCUCCUACAUGGGCCACUUCGACCUUCUCAAUUACUUUGCUGUCGCUGAGAACGAGAGCAAGGCUCGGGUUCGCUUUAACCUGAUGGAGAAGAUGCUGCAGCCGUGUGGUCCACCUACUGACAAACCUGAGGAUGCUUAGGGCUGUUCUGACUCCGUCCUUAAAGCAGGAUGUUUUUUGUUCAUUCAGUGAAGGGAGAUCAAAUAUAGAGACCAUAGACACUUGGGGGUUGUAGGUGAUCUUUGAAUCCUCUUGUUUGUGAAUCAAUGUUUUCUCUUUUUUUUAUGCUUCUUUUUUGUGGUAUUUUGUAUAGAUUUUUGAACCACAAGCGUCUUUGAAGAUAAUAAAGUUGAUAUCCUUUCACAAAUGCA
Carassius auratus (goldfish) is the source of this 507-nucleotide messenger RNA. Its product is annotated as splicing factor 3B subunit 5-like. Gene Ontology annotation, cellular component: precatalytic spliceosome; U2 snRNP. Gene Ontology annotation, biological process: mRNA splicing, via spliceosome. The coding region runs from base 17 to 277 and encodes 86 amino acids. Lineage: Eukaryota; Metazoa; Chordata; Actinopteri; Cypriniformes; Cyprinidae. The record is from RefSeq and is a predicted model, not a curated record. The transcript has a single exon.